Lactuca virosa is the source of this 2986-nucleotide messenger RNA. The record is from the annotation of a GenBank genome assembly. NCBI's taxonomy places the organism in Eukaryota, Viridiplantae, Streptophyta, Magnoliopsida, Asterales, Asteraceae.
AUAAAGGAACAAGUGAAUCAUUCGACCUCAGCAUCAUGAAAUUAGACGAAAGAAUGUUGAAACGCUCCGUGGGUAGUUCUCCUUUAAUUUUAUUAAUUUUCAGUUGUCAAUUCAUUAAACAAAACCCACCUACAUUGGGAUUCUGAAAACGGUGGUUGACUGAAAGCACUAUACAUGGCUGCCAUAUGUUAAGUUAUGGAGCAUUGUUCGGUCUCUCCGAAGCCCAAUCCUUCCGCCACUUCUUCUGCUCACACACACACAUACACACACUCAACAGUUUUGAGGAACGCGUGCUAUGAAUUGGUGAUUAUUUCAAUGGUUUCUCGGUUCAAAUUUGACCUUUUCUCUACCCAUUUGUUAUCUACCCCAAAGAUUCCCAUAAAUCUUUGAACCCUAGCUCCGUGGUUUUGUAAUUGAACAUGCAAUCUGGAGAUUGAUCAUGAAUGUUGCUGCAAAUUCCGAGCGAUGCAUGUGGUGGAGUCUGUGAAGAGGUGAAAGACAAUUAAAAUGAAAGGGCAAUGCAACAAUUCCUUGAAGAUGUUACUGAGCCUAGGAAUCGACGAUUUACAUGAUGAUAGCUUUGAAGGUUCCCCGAACGAAGACACCAUUUUUAAAGAUGUGUUCUUUGGGCACGAAAAUGGCAGAAGUAGCAAAAAGUGUCUUGUAACAGGAGCAAUCAAUUUCGAAAAUGACGAUAAUACCCCUAAGAAUUCAUCGUUUCCAUCAACCGGUGAACAUUCGAUUACGACAACUCAGGAAGAUUCCGGUAGCCUCUCUGAAGAAUUCGUUUCAAUCAAACGGAGAAAGGUCUCGCUUCCAGAACAUUCUAUUCCCGAUGUAGAAAAGAUCGUUAAUUCUGAAACCCCAUCAAAAGAAACCGAUUCUUGUUCAUGCCAACGGAGUUCUAUUGUCACGUGUCGUUUGGUUGAAUCAUCUCUUCAUGGUGUUAAGUCCAGAUGUUAUCUACUUAAAGGACACGUGUCAGAUCAGAAUGCCACCAAGUGUAGAUUAUGUUGCUUCAACACAAAUUACCCACAUGAUUCACCCGUUAAAUAUUACAAAAAAUUACAGAAAGAUUCUUGUUAUUUGGAACUCGAUGAAAAAGAUGAUCAAGAUCGAAAGAUUCAUCCUUUAUCGGAUACCACUUCUUGCCAAACAAUUAACGUCGAUGAAGAUGAAAACGAAGAUGAAGAUGAAGAUCAAGAAAGUUGCAGAAAACUUUCGUUUUCUUCUUUUGAAGACGAAAACAACAAAUCAGAGUCUAAAUUUAAGCGUCUAAAGCGUAGAAAAGGAAAACCCAGUGAAAAACGAAAAACCCAUGUCCGAAAUGUUUCAAAAAAGUACAAAAAUCGGAUGAAUAAUUGCAGGUUGCUUCCACGUGGCAACGAUGAAGAUCAUCAUUUGAAAGAGAAUUGUUUUCCCAUUGGUGUAAGAACAAGAACAGUGUUAUCCUGGUUGAUAGAUUCUGGAGUUAUUCAAGUCAAUGAAGUUAUCGAAUACAGAAAUCCGAGGGAUAAUUUCGUAAUUAAACAUGGUUUAAUCACGCGAGAUGGUAUUCAGUGUGGAUGCUGUGGUAACAAGUUUUCUGUCUCUAAAUUCAAGAUUCAUGCUGGGUUCACCCUAAAUUGCCCAUGUUUAAAUCUUUUCAUGGAAUCCGGAAAAUCGUUGACUUUAUGUCAAUUGGAAGCUUGGUCAACGGAAUAUAAAGUCAGAAAUGGUCCCACACAAACUGUAAAUGUUCAAGAAAUCGAUCAAAAUGAUGAUAGUUGUGGUCUUUGUGGUGAUGGAGGCGAUUUAAUAUGUUGUGAUAAUUGUCCCUCAACUUUUCAUCAAGAAUGUUUAUGUUUACAGGAGCUACCUGAAGGUGAUUGGUAUUGUCCAAAUUGUUCUUGUUGGAGAUGCGGGAAUGUGGUCGAUAUUCAUAAGGCCAAAAUAAAAAGUGUUUGGAAAUGUUUACAAUGCAAACAUAAAUACCACAAGGAAUGUGUUAGGGAGAUUGAAGUCGGAAUUGGGAUGGAACCUUCUACCUGGUUCUGUAGUAAAAGCUGUAAGGAGAUUCACUCGGGCCUUGAUUCCAGAGUCGGAAUGAUGAAUUCCAUCUCUGAUGGUUUCUCGUGGACGCUUUUGAAGUGCACUCAUGGAGACCGGAAUGUCCUUUCCGAUCACCAUUUUGUUGCCCUGAAAGUGGAAUGGAAUCUGAAAUUAGCAGUUGCCCUUACAAUUAUGGAGGAGUGUUUUCUUCCCAUGAUUGAUCCAAGAACCGGAAUCAAUUUGAUACCCCAUGUACUUUAUAAUCAAGGGUCUGAAUUCGCACGUCUAGACUAUGAGGGAUUCUAUACAAUGGUAUUGGAGAAAGAUGACAUGUUAUUAAGUAUAGCAUGUUUAAGGAUUCAUGGGAUAGGAGUUGCAGAGAUGCCCCUAAUUGCAACAUGCAACAAAUAUCAAAGACAAGGAAUGUGUAGGCGUCUCAUGAAUGCUAUUGAAGAGAUGCUAAAGUCUUUGAAGAUUGAGAAACUUGUGUUGUGUGCAAUACCGAGUUUAGUGGAGACAUGGACAAAAAGCUUUGGUUUCAUGCACUUGGAACCUCAAGAAAAGAAGUACUUGAGGAGUAUCAACUUAAUGGUGUUUCCAGGAACCACAUGGCUUAAAAAACACAUUUACAAAGGGGAAAUCCAAAAUACUCCAAUGGAAAAUGUAGCUUCUUCGUAUCGGGGUUUUGGUUUUGUAAAAGAUAAGAUAAUAUCCAUCAAAGGGAAAGGGAAAGGGAAAGAAUCGUUGCAAAAAGAUGGAGAACAAGAACAUGAUUUGAAGGACAAACAACAUUCAAGAUUUGAAAGAAUGUCUUUUGAAAUGGUUUGUGGGGUAAAAUGAUAUGAUUAGUAUGCUAGAAAAAUAGAUUUUGCUAUGAAUAUAUGAAGCAGUCGGGAUGUAUAUAUUUAAGAAAGUGAAGGUGGUGGAAGCCAGUUUUGUAGUUUUGGCAACGAUA